AUGGCAGAGGGCCGCGGUGAUCAUGUUCGAAACCUUCAAGGUCCCUGCCUUGUGCUUCUCCAAGUAAGCUGUGCUCUCCCUUUACGCCGCAGGCCAGACUUCAGGCUCGUGCUUCAACCUGAGUACACAAAUUCUAAGAUUCUAAUGGAGUUUGUUUCGGUGAUGACGAAAAUGCGUCGUUCUUAUUAUUUGGGUUUCAUGCUGAAGUCCGGCUACCAAAUGAGCCAAGCUGCUCCGGUCUACAAUGGCUAUGUGCUGCCCCACGCCAUCCAGGAGCUUAAGCUCGCUGGGCGGAACGUGACGGAGUACCUGACACGGCUUCUAACAGGGAUCUUGAGCCAAAGAGGUUAUGUCUCUAACCCCGCCGAGGAGCAACCAAUCAUCCGCGAAGUCAAGGAGAAUCACACGUGCGUGGCUCUAGAUCACAAGCAGGAGCUUGCCACAAGCAGUUCAACAAUCAAGGAGUACAGGUUACCUGAUGGACAAGUGAUAACUAUCGGGAACGAGCGCUUCCAAUUUGCCCAGUUCAUGUUCAAUCCAGCGCUUGUCCAAAUGAGCGCCCCUGGAAUUCACGAGAUCACACACGCUUCGAUCUCGAAGUGCAACGCCGACAUCCAAAAAGACCUGUUCCGGAACAUGGUGCUCUCAGGGGGAUCGAGUGUGUUCCCAGGAAUGGCCGAACGCUUCAGCAAAGAGAUUGCCCAUCUCGCACCCUCCAGCGCCGAAAUCAAAGUGGAAGCUUUUCCUGAGAGGAAGUACGCCGUCUGGAUCGGAGGAACGUCGCUUCUCUUGGCUCGUUUCAGCAAGUAACUCGACAUAUCAGUCGGAAAAUAUCUAAUCUUCUACUUUGGAACUUCCCGACAAUUGCUUCAUGACGGCUAUUGGUAUCCGCUAUGUUCCGU
Molecule: messenger RNA, 902 nt
Organism: Eucalyptus grandis
Lineage: Eukaryota; Viridiplantae; Streptophyta; Magnoliopsida; Myrtales; Myrtaceae
Product: actin, muscle-like
Exons: 1
Coding region: 1-810 (269 amino acids)
Source: RefSeq, a predicted model, not a curated record